Hemiscyllium ocellatum (epaulette shark) is the source of this 1582-nucleotide messenger RNA. It is a transcript of the gene igsf11, whose product is annotated as immunoglobulin superfamily member 11. Gene Ontology annotation, cellular component: cell-cell junction. The transcript has 7 exons. Bases 130 to 1452 code for a protein of 440 amino acids. Gene Ontology annotation, molecular function: ionotropic glutamate receptor binding. The record is from RefSeq and is a predicted model, not a curated record. Lineage: Eukaryota; Metazoa; Chordata; Chondrichthyes; Orectolobiformes; Hemiscylliidae. Gene Ontology annotation, biological process: homophilic cell-cell adhesion.
GGCUGGGAAGCUUGCUCCUCUCUGCUCUCUGGGAACAGCUCCAACCUGCUGAAAUUAACUCCGAGAAAGCCAGGGCAACAUUUCAACCCUGGAGACCGGGGUAUCACCCCUCCACCUAGUUUUCUUCUUAUGCCUUUCCCGACGCCUUGCCCUGAGAUGGUGCUGAAACAUAGUUGUUGGAACCUGUGGGUUGCUUGCCUUGGGAUAAUUUGUUUCCAAGGUUGGGUGGAGUCAUUAGAAGUUACUAUGAGUAGCAAGAGUGUGCAGGUUGCCCGAGGUGAAACAGCCGAACUGCCAUGUACAUUCAUUACAAACGCUGCUCUAAAUCAACUGAACAUCAUCUGGACUGUGACACCUCUCUCAAAUGCCAAUCAGCCAGAACAGGUAAUUUUGUACCAGGGCGGCCAGGUAAUUAGUGGAGCCACCCAGUUUAAUUCCCGUGUCGGAUUUGUUGUCACUAUGCCAAGCACAAGUGCCUCCAUCUUCAUUAAUAAUACACAACUGUCAGACACAGGGACAUACCAAUGCUUGGUGAACAAUCUGCCUGACAGAGGAGAGAGGAACAUAGGCAUUCUUGGAUUGUCUGUACUAGUGCCACCCACUAUCCCAUCAUGUAGACUUCAAGGAGUUGUUGAUGCUGGAAAUGAUGUUACGCUCACUUGUAGUUCAAAAGAAGCUAUCCCCAUCCCAGCGUAUUCCUGGGAAAAACUGGAUUCAUUUGAUAAACUACCACCAAUGUCAGUACAGGAUCCAAUGCAGGGGACAUUGAUUCUCCGGAAUAUCAGCACUGCUACAAAUGGAUUGUAUCAGUGUACAGCUUCUAACACAAUUGGAUCUAGUACCUGUGCCAUUGACCUACAGGUUGUUCCUCCACAACUCCAGAAUGUUGGAAUAGUAAUUGGAGCUGUGGUGACAGGUAUCCUGGCUCUCCUCCUCUGCAUCUUUUCUAUUGUUGUCAUUAUGUUUUACUGGAAGAACAAAAACAAGUAUGAAGAGGAGGAAAUUCCCAAUGAGAUCAGGGAAGAUGACAUCCCACCAUCAUCAUCAUCCACCAAAGGUUUCCAUCCAGCUGGCUCCUCGGAUAAUGUUACUCUCACAUCAGUAAACACAUACAAUGCCCCCUACUGGCAAAACAAGAAGCCCGCCUACGAGUUAAAUCCAUUCAGUCGGUAUAAUGGACACACGCUCCACUCAAUUACAACAACGUCUAGUCAAUCACAGAACCGACCAGUGUAUACAAAUGGAAACCACCACACCACACCAAAGGCAAUAGUGGUUGCUUCAAGUUUAUCUCCAUCUUCACAAAACCUAGCAAGGUGCAAUGGCUCACUUGUUCGUAAGACACCUUCACAGCUUACACUCUCCUAUGCUGUUAGCCAUGCAAACCUUCAACGAAUGGGUGGCAUACCAGUCAUGGUACCAGCACAGAACAGGGCAGGAUCUCUUGUAUAGAUACCAUUUAAUUGUUGACUGAAGACUAUUUGUAUGACCUAAAUUUCAGUUGCAGAUUGAUAUUUUCUCAUGUUUAAAAAAAAAAUUUUCUCCCCUGAUCUCUGAUCUAUGGGAGGAAUUGUAUAAAAGC